UAAACGAAUUUAAAGUUAGCUGAAGUCAAUCUCCGCUGGGCGCAUGCGUCCCUUCCUUUCCCCCUCUCACCCCACGGUGGAGACACACCGACUCGCUUCCUUCCGUCUUGACGCCUUUUGGCCCCAGCGACUCGCCGUUGCCCAAACUGAGACGUUCACUAGACGAGGUGAUGGCGACUGGGACACCAGAUUCGCAAGCGCGAUUCGGUCAGUCUGUGAAGGGGCUCCUCACCGAGAAGGUGAACACCUGUGGUACGGACGUGAUCGCGCUCACCAAGCAGGUGCUGAAAGGCUCCCGGAGCUCCGAGCUGCUCGGUCAGGCAGCUCGAAACAUGGUCCUGCAGGAAGAUGCCAUCUUGCACUCGGAAGAUAGUUUAAGGAAGAUGGCGAUAAUAACAACACAUCUUCAAUACCAGCAAGAAGCUAUUCAGAAGAAUGUCGAGCAGUCUUCUGACCUACAGGACCAGUUGAAUCAUCUGUUGAAAUAGAACAGCUUGCAAGAGGGAAAAGCUCUUCUUUGCCGGACACUGAGAAGGAAAUAUUUUACUCAGCUGCUGUCCUAUGGGUUUGAUUUUCCAUUUUCUUCUCCAAAAGUUAAGUUAGAAAAGAUUUAUGAUGGUGUAUAGUUUCUCCUGAAGAGAAGCUAAGUGGUUGAAUUUUGGAAGUACUUCUUGAGGCUAAGUCAUGCUCUUACUGAAUUUUUUAAUUGCUCUCUUUAGUUUGAUGUUAAAGCAAAAUUAAAGAGGUCUUAGUUUUUUCCCAUAGAACUUUUAUAUGUCAAAAGCUAUAUCAUCUAAAUGUGAUUCUUUUUUAAAAAUGUGAUUCUUAAGCAAAUGCUGAAUGAUGUUUUAAAUUCAGAAAUACGGCUUCUGUUGUGAAAACAGGAAUGCUUAAUAUUGCUUUAAAGACUUUUUUCUUUUAAUCAUACAUUCAGGAAAUUUCAUGGUCGUGGAAUGGUGAUAGGUAGUAUCUGUUCUUUUCUAUUAACUCGGAGGAUAAAUAUACUUUAUUCAUUGUAGCAAUUCUUAAAUGAAAAGUAGGCAAAUGGUAUAUCUGGCCAGCUUUGACCCCCUGCCUUGACCUGCACUCCUAGUUUCUUUGUUGUGACUCUUGAUUAGUUGGCCUUGGAUUCAUUUUGUAAUUUUGCUAGUCAUCAGCAGAUUCACUUGUAGAACAUUAUUGCCAAGUGCAAAGGCAGUUGAAUUACUGGGAAUGAUUGCAGUGUAGGGUUGUGCCAUGGUGAAAACCUUAUGUUUUCAGUUAUUUGCCCUUGUUCAUCUAAUUCCCCUUGCUAAAAGGCAUGAUUUGAAGGUCUUUGUUUGAAUUUUAAGUGGGACUCCAUUGUGUUCUAGUUCAUUUCUUACUUCACUGAAGAAUUAGGAGAAAGCUGACAUAAGAAAAUGGUGUUUUCAGGGAAAGAAAAAAGGCAAGUAAGAGUCCAAUUUAAUUCCUACUGUAUAUCAUCAAGUCGACUAAUCAUAUUAGGUUGUAUUUAUCCCUCAUUAUACCUGUACACAUCAACUUACGGCAAAAGAAAAAAAUAGGUACGAAGGAAUUCAGUUAUGCAUUCAUUUCAUAAGCUCUCAUUACAGUUACUAAAUGUAAAUGGGUUCAAUUCACCUUCAAAAAGAAGGGUCACGAAUUGGCAGCAAAUGUCACGUUAAGAGUAAAAUAUUUGAAGCAUUA
Molecule: messenger RNA, 1686 nt
Organism: Mustela erminea (ermine)
Lineage: Eukaryota; Metazoa; Chordata; Mammalia; Carnivora; Mustelidae
Gene: BORCS7
Product: BLOC-1 related complex subunit 7
Exons: 5
Coding region: 171-488 (105 amino acids)
Cellular component (GO): BORC complex
Source: RefSeq, a predicted model, not a curated record